UGAGGUUUUGGGUUGGUUGUUGCCUAGCCAGGAAGCUGGGCUGUUUUGUUGCAUGGCUGUGACCCUCUGGCACCACUGUGAGGGACAGCUCUCAGAUUGGCAAGAACCAUCUGCACGGAGAGAGGGUUUCUAGAUUAAAUUCUGGUUGAUGUAUUCGUGUACUUGGCAAUGACUCAGUAGAGCAGGCCUGGGCACUCAGAAAUAUUACUACUGCUUGAGUUUCAUUGCAAAACGUUUUCUGGAUUUUAUUUCCCCCUCCACCACAACUUGUUCGCCCUUUCUCUCAUCGAAAUUUAAAAUGCAGCCCCUUGCUUCCAGGGGCAAAGAUUAAGGUAUUUUUUCUAGGCGCUUCCUUGGUUGAGCCCAGCUUUGUUUCCUUGUGGUUCUGCUGGGGGAGGAGAGGUGGGAAAACUGCCUGUUGGGUCUCGGUAGCUCACCUGUGCGUCACCUGUCCCGAGACCUCAUCUAAGUUAGAAUGGGAACAAGCUGGUGGGUAUCUGCAGAAAAAGAGCAGCCAAGUAUGUAGGGAAGAGAGUCCUUGGUGCACAGUCUGACUUCUGUGCAGCAGAGAGCCUGCCCUACCCUCUAUAAAAAGCACAAUUAAAUUAAAGCAGUUGUGUUCUGCCACAGCCGCCUGGUGGGAUCAGUGAGGGCACCAUCUAGGCCUAAAGACUUGCUUUGUGAAUAAAUAUAAGUCGAAGACAAAGCUUGGCCUGUUUUACAGUAAGGGUUAUGUGAUGUCAGGGCAGCACUGGUGGCAGAUGACAUGGCUUGGCUUGUCACUUCUCAUCCAGGCUUCUGAAUGUAUUCACUUCCAUACUUUGUUUAAGUCUCCCUGAAUUAUUUUGGAAUCAAAGAUCCCACCUUUUCCAUUUUUGGUGGAAGCAAAAGGAGGUGCUCCUUUAAAUGAAAAGGUGAUGUUUUGCAUAGCUAGGAAGGGGGUUUCCUUGUAGGCAAAAAGAUGUAAUGGGGCUGUGAAACUUGUUUGGAAAGGCACUGAGGCCAAGGAGUAGUCCUGGACAGUCUUGUCUGUCCUCCAUAAAAUGUGUGUUUAAUGUCAGCAGUUUUCCCAAGACACAUGGACACGGUCGAGGUGAUCUCAGCUGUGGAAUUGUAACUGGGACAGCCAGUGCUUACUCGUUAUAAACACCACCGGCCUGUAAAACAUUGCUGUGUUCUCUCAUGAGGUAUAUGUCACAAGGAAAACAUGCAGAAGCAAGAGAACUAAUGUAUUCAGGGGCUUUGCUGUUCUUCAGUCAUAAUCAGCAAAACAGUGCCGCUGAUCUGUCCAUGCUGGUUUUAGAGUCUUUGGAGAAAUCGGAUGCAAAAGUAGCAGACGACCUUUUAGAAAACUUGGCUAAAUUGUUCAGCUUAAUGGAUCCAAAUUCUCCCGAAAGAGUGGCUUUUGUAUCCAGAGCACUAAAAUGGUCUAGUGGGGGAUCGGGAAAACUUGGACACCCAAAACUGCACCAGUUACUAGCAAUUACCCUGUGGAAAGAGCAAAACUAUAGUGAAUCUCGGUAUCACUUCUUGCACUCCACAGAUGGUGAAGGAUGUGCAAAUAUGCUAGUAGAAUACUCCUCAUCCAGGGGAUAUCGCAGCGAGGUCGACAUGUUUGUAGCACAGGCAGUACUACAGUUUCUCUGCUUAAAAAAUAAGACCAGCGCAUCAGUUGUUUUUACGACAUACACACAGAAACAUCCUUCAAUAGAAAAGGGUCCUCCCUUUGUUCAACCACUGCUAAACUUCAUCUGGUUUCUGUUACUGGCAGUUGAUGGAGGAAAACUAACAGUAUUUACAGUAUUGUGUGAACAGUAUCAACCUUCACUGAAGAGAGAUCCCAUGUAUAAUGAGUACCUAGAUAGAAUAGGACAGCUUUUCUUUGGUGUUCCACCCAAGCAGACAUCGUCCUACGGAGGGUUACUAGGAAAUCUUUUAAACAGUCUGAUGGGAACUGGAGAAGAUGAUGACACAGAAGAGGGUCAGGAAGAUAGCAGUCCGAUCGAGCUCGACUGAAUGAUGUUGUCAUUGGGUGCCGUGUAAAUCUGAUGAUUCGAUGACUCCAAAGACAGUUUUGGAAUUUGAAUCCUGCAGUUGUUUCUUGGCGCCUAAAAGGGCUCCUCUGGUCUUUUAGAAAUGGUUGCUGAAAUGUUUAUAAUGUUCGGUCUAUAUUAUUUAUGUAAAAGAAAAAAAAAAGAAACCAACAAAAAGUAGCCAAAUGAACCAAUUGGAGCAAUUGUUAGCAGGUUUCCGAUAACAGCAGCUGGUGACUGAUUAAAAUAUAGUCUUCUACGGUUUCUGAUGCAGUAUUCCCUUUUGCACAGUAAUUCAAUAAAGCAUAAAUAUGGGUCUUGUAUUUCAUGGCCUACCCACUACUGUCUUUGUUAUGAGAAAGCCUCCUUGACCUCUGCCAUCUCCAAGGAAGAUCUCAAAAGGCAGGGUGACCAAUUGAAUAAUUUAUGUGUGAGGCUGGUGCCAAAAGUACUGUGAGAUGAGCCAAGCAGCAUAAUUUGAGAUGCACGUCCAAGAGACAUUGAUACCAAGAACUCGCUUCCACUGCUGUAACAUGCACGCUGUUCCUACUGCCUUUCACUCUCCUUAAGGUCUGGCUCUGGCUGAGCCCAUGCACGUGUUUAACCGAUACUUCCUGAAAGCACAAGAUUGACUUGCCCUCGAGUAAAAGUUGAUCAGCUGAACGUAGGCUUCCAUGUGGAUGUCUCUUGCCUAGGUACAAAAAUUUGGCAUCUAAACGCCUCCUCUGGCUCAUGGCUCCUUUAGAACAGAUUCUUUUUCAGCCUAAAUUCACAACCAUAUGUAAAGGCGAUGGCAUUGUAGAGAAUGAAUUGAUUUGUCACGAGCAAGGUAUGUGUUUGAACUGCAGCUGUAUGUAAAGAAAAGGGAUACUGCAGAGCUUUUGGUUCUUUAUGAUAUAUUUAUUUUUCUUGGGUGAUUGAUUCAUUUAACACUUUCUGUAAGAAAAGAAUAGAUCAAUAAAUAAUGGAGUAAUUUCA
This is a messenger RNA of Strigops habroptila (Kakapo), 3011 nucleotides long. It is a transcript of the gene GET4, whose product is annotated as guided entry of tail-anchored proteins factor 4. The coding region runs from base 1183 to 2016 and encodes 277 amino acids. Gene Ontology annotation, molecular function: protein binding. The transcript has 9 exons. NCBI's taxonomy places the organism in Eukaryota, Metazoa, Chordata, Aves, Psittaciformes, Psittacidae. Gene Ontology annotation, biological process: protein insertion into ER membrane. The record is from RefSeq and is a predicted model, not a curated record. Gene Ontology annotation, cellular component: BAT3 complex; cytosol.